AUGGAACCCGCCGAGAGACUGGAGCUGAGGGACGAAUGCAAACAUUAUGAGGGGAGCGACGAGGUGCCCUGGGAUAUCCAAAAAUACUUUUCCCAGAGGUACUCGAUAUUCUCAUGGUAUGACGAAGGCAUCUACAUGACAGACGACGCCUGGUUCGGCGUGACGCCAGAGCCGGUAGCCAACCAUAUUGCCAGCGACAUGUACGACAUGUACGACGGUCGAUCAGAGAUCACCACCCUUAUAGACAUGUUUGCCGGCGCAGGAGGCAACACCAUCGCCUUUGCCCUCUCGGGCCGGUGGGACAAGAUCAUCGCCCUGGAGAGGGACGCCUCGACGCUCGCCUGUGCCCAGCACAAUGCGGAGGUGUACGGCGUCGAGCCUGGCGUCAUCACCUGGAUCAACGGCGACGCCUUUGAGUACCUCGACGCCCUGACCAACCGGCCGGAUGAGCUGCACGCAGAGCUGAAGGUCGACACGGCUGCCACCGUCGUCUUCGCCAGCCCGCCCUGGGGAGGUGUCGGCUACUCGACCGACCAGGUAUUCAACCUGGAUACCAUGCAGCCGUAUAACCUGGCGCAGCUGCACGCUGCCUGCGGACCCAUGGACCACGCGCUCUACCUCCCCAGGACGAGUGACCUGCGGCAGGUGGCCAAGCUGGCGCCCAGAGGUAAGAAGAUUGAGGUUGUGCAGUACUGCAUGGAAGGGGCUAGCAAGGCCAUGGUCACUUACAUACCGGGGAAGGGGCAGAGGAAGAACAGCAGCAAAAACUCUCGCUGA
Messenger RNA from Geosmithia morbida, 777 nucleotides. RefSeq lists its product as uncharacterized. Lineage: Eukaryota; Fungi; Ascomycota; Sordariomycetes; Hypocreales; Bionectriaceae. Gene Ontology annotation, molecular function: RNA cap trimethylguanosine synthase activity. The record is from RefSeq and is a predicted model, not a curated record. Gene Ontology annotation, biological process: 7-methylguanosine RNA capping; 7-methylguanosine cap hypermethylation. The transcript is spliced from 3 exons. Gene Ontology annotation, cellular component: nucleus. The coding region runs from base 1 to 777 and encodes 258 amino acids.